AUGUAUGUGACCCUAACUACUCGCCCAGACCUAUCGGCAGCAGUUAAUUAUUAUAGUCAGUUUCAGUCUAGUCCGACAGAUGUGCAUUGGACACACCUAAAGCGGAUUUUGCGUUACGUUAAGGGAACACUUGACUUCGGACUUGAGUACACUGCGGACGAUGAUGCGAAUCUGAUGGAAGCCUUUUGUGACGCUGAUUGGGCCAACGAUAUCAGUGACAGACGGUCUAUUACGGGAUAUCUCUUCAAGGUGUUCAACUGCACAGUAAUUUGGACAACACGUAAACAGCGUGCAGUUUCCUUGUCAUCCACCGAGGCGGAAUUGUGUGCUCUUUGUGAAGCGACCUGCGAUGGAGUAUGGUUGACACGUUUACUCGAAGAUGUCGGGUACUAUAGCGAUGAGCCGGUAUUGUAUCAUGAAGAUAACCAGUCCACCAUACGAAUAAUUCAAGAACCGCGGGAUCGUAGCAGACUCAAACAUAUUGAUGUAAAGGAUUGCUUCAUAAGAAAUUUGGUUAAGAAGAAGAGCAUAGCGCUGAAAUACACACCAACAAAAAUGCAGUAA
Molecule: messenger RNA, 564 nt
Organism: Armigeres subalbatus
Lineage: Eukaryota; Metazoa; Arthropoda; Insecta; Diptera; Culicidae
Exons: 1
Coding region: 1-564 (187 amino acids)
Source: RefSeq, a predicted model, not a curated record